This is a messenger RNA of Verticillium dahliae VdLs.17, 1091 nucleotides long. RefSeq lists its product as uncharacterized. The transcript is spliced from 3 exons. Gene Ontology annotation, molecular function: acyltransferase activity, transferring groups other than amino-acyl groups. The record is from RefSeq and is a predicted model, not a curated record. Bases 115 to 951 code for a protein of 278 amino acids. NCBI's taxonomy places the organism in Eukaryota, Fungi, Ascomycota, Sordariomycetes, Glomerellales, Plectosphaerellaceae.
AUGUACGGACAUGAUGGAAGGUGCAGAACCAUAUUAGCCUGCCCGAUCAAAACAGACAUGAUGAUAAAAUAUGCUGCUGGCUAAGCCGUCGCCUUGGAUCGUAGCGCUUCUGGGAUGCGGCUUUCCGACCACAUCGCCAUUCAAACUUUCGAAGUGGACGAUGCUCACCCGAAGCGUAGGAAACCAUCCACAGCCACAAUGGCCACGACUGUCAGAAAAUUCGAGGGCGCCGAGGUCACGGAAACUAUGCUGGAGGAGGCGGCCAAGUUAUUUAGCGAGCACUAUGGUAUUUGGGGCAAAAACGGGUUUGGAAAACCAGGCAGUCGCGUCAAGAUGAGCCCUGCUCGUCUUCGAUCCCAAUGCCUCCCAGACGGCGCGAGAAGCUCUUACAUCCGAGUAACUAUCGAUGGAGCUCUGAUAGGCAAUGCUUUUGCCUGCCGCUGGGAACAUGCGGGACGUCAGGUAUGCUGGAUCACUCAGCUGGUUGUUCACAGCGACUAUCGGCAACGACAGAUAGCAACCACGCUGCUACUGCACUUGAUCGACCCUGAGGACGAUGCGCUCGGUAUCAUGAGCUCCCACCCAGCGGCGUGCAAAGCUCUUGCCAAAGCUGUUGGAGACAUCCGCUUUGCCGACGUUGUCUUGGAUUUUGCCCAAGCCCAUGCAGCCGGUGUGUUGGCAGCAUCGCCAAUCGAAUAUAUCCAAGCAGCGAAGCUUCGCGGUUCUCUGUUCGAUUCGCGCGACACUGGUGGAAUGGUAUCCUGUGUUGAUUCCGGAUAUUACGUUGACCACGACGAGCCUUUCGAAGCACUUGCGUGGUUUAACGCAAAUGGCACUUGGCCUCUCGGUGAUUUGCCUGAUGGCCAUGAAUUCUUACUCUUGGUGGAAAGAUCGACGCGAAGGCGUCCACGGCCUGCUUCGACACAGCGCGGAAAGGGGAGUAAGGAAUGAACCGAGGCUUUCCUAGAAUCCAGGCCUUGAGUCCAUGUUUCAAGCAUUGUAUGCUGCAUCCUUCGCACGAUUGUAUCACAGACAUAGGUACUAAGAUCAGGUAUCAGAAACUGGGGCUCCUUGCACAUGAUUUAACAAGC